UAGAUGCCUCUUGUGGGGCUGGGUUGUUGGAAGAUUCCGAACGCUACAUGUGCACAGAACGUGUACGAUGCGAUCAAAGUAGGAUAUCGUCUCCUCGACGAGGCUGCAGACUAUGGAAAUGAGAAAGAGGCUGGUGAAGGUGUGCGACGAGCAAUCGCAGAUGGUCUGGUCAAACGGGAGGAACUCUUCAUAACUUCCAAACUCUGGAACACAUUCCACGCCCGCGAACAUGUUAAGCAGUCAGCGAAGCUUCAGCUCCAGCUCUGGGGACUAGACUACUUCGAUCUCUUCCUCAUCCACUUCCCGAUCUCACUCACAUACGUCGAUCCCGCCCACAAAUUCCCACCGGGAUGGUUCGGUGACGAUGGAAAGGUUCAUCUCCAGAACACGCCGAUGUCAGAGACAUGGGCCGCGAUGGAAGAACUCGUUGACGAAGGUCUCGUGAAGAACAUCGGACUAAGUAACACGGCAGGAGUCAUGCUCCUCGACAUAAUCCGCUACGCACGCAUCGAGCCCGCGGUCCUCCAAGUCGAGAGACAUCCAUAUCUGAGCCAAGAACCACUCAUCCAACUGACGAAAGAACUCGGAAUUGCAAUGACGGCGUAUUCGUCGAUGGGUCCGCAGGGAUACUUCGAGAUCGGAAUGGGACAGAAUGCGAAGAGUUUGAUGCAGCAGGAUUUGGUGAUCAAGAUUGCGCAGGCACAUAAAGCCAGUCCAGCGCAGGUGUUACUGCGGUGGUCGACUCAACGAGGACUCGCGGUGAUACCGAAGACGGACAGGAUCGACCAGCUGCAGGAUAACUUGAGGUGCAAUGACUUCGACCUGUCGGAGGAGGAGCUGAGCACGCUCGGAUCCUUGGAUGCGAAUAUUAGGAUGAAUAACCCAGUCGAGAUCGAUCCUCGUAUGGCUAUCUUCGCGUAGAAAGGAACUGCAUUAGCCUCGAUAGUGGUGACUUGUAAGACUUGCGGGCGUCUGAGACUGGAGAGGUGUACGAUAGUGAUAAUAUUGAGGGUGGUGUUGUAUCGAUAUUGUACUCAUACGCGCAUGUAAAGGAUUCUGAAUCAAACACUGUCUCC
Molecule: messenger RNA, 1076 nt
Organism: Stereum hirsutum FP-91666 SS1
Lineage: Eukaryota; Fungi; Basidiomycota; Agaricomycetes; Russulales; Stereaceae
Product: Aldo/keto reductase
Exons: 11
Coding region: 4-921 (305 amino acids)
Cellular component (GO): cytosol
Molecular function (GO): aldose reductase (NADPH) activity
Source: RefSeq, a predicted model, not a curated record